Molecule: messenger RNA, 465 nt
Organism: Exophiala bonariae
Lineage: Eukaryota; Fungi; Ascomycota; Eurotiomycetes; Chaetothyriales; Herpotrichiellaceae
Exons: 1
Coding region: 1-465 (154 amino acids)
Source: RefSeq, a predicted model, not a curated record
AUGGCAUUCGUCAAGAACCACGACUAUCCUGGAUACGCGUCCCUGGGAGAUGUAUUCAACAUCAGCUCUGCGGUUUCAUUUCACGGCAAAAAUGCACGCAUAGUCGCGACCUCGGGCCAGAUCGGCGAAGCCAGUGAUUAUUCGCCAUUCACGCCCAACGGCACAGACGGCCAGCAAUUCGGCGGCGGCCACUCACAACAGUUCGACAUCGCCAUGCAUAACAUCCAGAAGUCCCUGGCCGCAGCAUCACCCCAUCUCAGCGUGACCGAGCUAUGGGAAGGCGUGUAUAAUAUCACUUCUUUCCAUGUGGGAGUCCUGUCGCAGGACGAGCAACUCGAAAUCGCGGCAGUGGCACGGAAAUACCUGGGCAAGAACAAGCCGGCGUGGGCAGCAAUCUGUGUGGCAGCUUUGUUCCCGCCAAAGUGCUUAGUGGAGAUCCAGGUUCAAGCGGCGUAUGAAAACUAG